Molecule: messenger RNA, 8176 nt
Organism: Botrytis sinoallii
Lineage: Eukaryota; Fungi; Ascomycota; Leotiomycetes; Helotiales; Sclerotiniaceae
Exons: 20
Coding region: 245-7876 (2543 amino acids)
Biological process (GO): secondary metabolite biosynthetic process; fatty acid biosynthetic process
Molecular function (GO): fatty acid synthase activity; 3-oxoacyl-[acyl-carrier-protein] synthase activity; oxidoreductase activity
Source: RefSeq, a predicted model, not a curated record
CAUGAUGGUGAGCCGUUUCCUUAGACCGAAGAUUACAUGUAUCGUAAAAAAGAUGAUCAGUAGUUACAUCAUCAAGUUGUAAACAAGAGUUGCGAUACUCUCCGUGCGAAACUUCUGUUAUUAAAACAAAAAAGUGCUCCCUCACAACAGUGAGACUUCACUAGAAUUUCAUAAAUUUCUCGUGUGAAAUCCUAGUUGAAAAAAUUUCCGUUUCAACACCACAACACAAAAAAACAUAUUCAAGAUGGGAUCCUUACCAAUCGAUUUUAACCUCUCACCUGAGGCGUGUGAGCCGAUAGCUAUCAUUGGAAUGAGUUGUCGAUGGCCCGGCGAUUCUGAGUCUCCAUCCGAGCUUUGGGAUUUCUUGCAAGCCAAAAGAACUGCAUACAGUGCUUUUCCCGAAGAUAGAAUCAAGACCAAGUCCUUCUACCAUGCAAAUGGUAACCGACCUGGAUCUUUCUACACAGAGGGAGGCGCAUUCCUCAAAUCUGAUGUCCGCAACUUUGAUCAUACAUUCUUUGGAAUACAUCCCAGGGAGGUGAUGAGUAUGGAUCCUGCGCAAAGAAAAUUUAUGGAAGUUGUCUACGAAGCCUUCGAGUCUGGAGGAGUUCCAAUGCAUAAAUUGGCCGGUUCAAAAACUGGCUGUUUCGUCGGAAACUUCAAUUAUGAUCACCAGCUCAUGCAAUAUCGUGACCCCGAGUACCCGCAGCCAUAUUCAGUGACUGGUGGCGGGAUUACGGUUUUGAGUAACCGCGUCAACUAUAUUUUUGAUCUGAAGGGACCGAGCAUGACACUCGACACAGCUUGCUCUAGCUCAAUGUAUGCUUUACAUUUAGCCUGUUCUUCAAUUCAAACAGGGGAGUGUACUGCUGCUGUUGUUGGGGGAUCAAACUUAAUCCUGACCCCAGAAUGCCAAUUGUUUUCUUCGGUACUUGGAGCUGUCUCACCAACAUCUGUUUGCCAUACAUUUGAUGCUGCAGCCGACGGAUAUGCCCGUGCUGAUGAAUUGGUGCUUUAUACAUCAAAAGCAGUGAAGGACGGGGAUCCAAUUCGAGCUGUUAUUCGUGGCACAGCUAUCAACGCAAAUGGGAGAACUGGUGGAAUUACACAUCCAAGCCCCGAUGGUCAAGAAGCAGUGAUUCGUAGAGCAUAUGAACGUGCCGGUGGUUUAGACCCUGCACUUACCGGAUAUUUCGAAUGCCACGGUACUGGAACUGCAGUUGGCGAUCCAUUGGAGAUAUCGGCAAUCGGCCGCGUCUUUGCAAAGUCAAAAUCAAGAGAUUCACCUCUUUUGAUAGGAUCUAUAAAAUCAAACAUGGGCCAUAGUGAGCCAUCGAGUGGUAUCGCAGGUGUCAUGAAAGCUGUAAUCGCGAUAGAGCAUGGAGUUAUUCCACCAACCGUUGGCCUGAAGACUCUCAAUCCUAAUAGCAAGCUUAAAAUUGUAACGGAAAGUACACCAUGGCCCGAUUUACCAGUUCGAAGAGCGAGUAUCAAUUCAUUUGGGUAUGGGGGAGCAAAUGCUCACGCGAUUAUUGAGUCCGUCGAUUCUGUACUUCCCUGGUACCGAGAAUCACGACAGAUUCAUGCAGACAAGGUUGACUCCCAAGUACAUCGAAACGGAGUUAAAAAUGGCGACGAAAAGUUGACUCACAUGCAUCGAAACAAGUUUCUUCUUCCGUUCUCAGCCCAUGACGAGAGAACUCUCGCAGCAAAUAUUUCUGCUCUCAACAAUAACAUCUCAGAUUGGAAUCUGAAUGACAUAGCAUACACGCUCAGUGAGCGACGCUCACUUUUCUCUCAUCGCACCUUUCAGAUCGCUAGUUCUGGUACCGACCAUCAGAUUGCGGAACUUGUACACACACCUAAGAAGAUUUCUUCAAACCCUCCAACUCUUGGUUUCGUCUUCACAGGUCAAGGUGCGCAGUGGCCCGAAAUGGGCGUAACUUUGAUGCAGGAGUUUCCUAUUUACCAAAACACCAUCCGAAUCUUAGAUGCGUAUCUGGACGAGUUACAGGACGGUAGAAGCUGGACCAUUGAGGAUACUCUUCGGCAACCAAAAGAUAAAUCCCAUAUACAUGAUGCAGAGCUAUCUCAACCUCUUGUCACUGCCACUCAGAUAGCUUUGGUUAAUCUUCUAGCUGACUGGGGUAUUAAGCCGUCGGCGGUUGUUGGCCACUCUUCUGGUGAGAUUGCUGCUAGCUAUGCAGCGGGUUUGAUCACAGAGAGGAAUGCAAUUAUUGCGGCGUAUCUCCGUGGUAAAAGUGUGGCUAAAAACAAGGAAGACGGGCUUAUGAUGGCGGUGGGACUUGGAGCUGCAGAAGUCCGCGCAUACAUUGGCCAGAAUGAGGGCAAAGUUAUCGUUGCAUGCCACAACUCUCCAGAAAGUGUUACACUCAGUGGCGACAAAACUGCGCUACUUUCUGUCAAAGAAGCCCUCGAUGGGGAUAAGAAGUUUGCAAGACUACUUUCGACCGGUGGUAAUGCGUACCACUCCCACCAUAUGAAGCCUCUUGGCCCAGAAUACGAAACCAGUAUUGAAAAAUACGAAGAACCGAGCUACCCGAAAGUUAUCAAAGCUCAGCCUUCGAAAGAACCAGCUCCAAAGCCAGCAGCCUUCUUCUCCAGCGUGUACGGUCGUGCACUAGACGAAGGUGCCAACAUAGAUGGUUCAUACUGGAGAAAAAACAUGGAGUCGCCAGUGUUGUUCGCCGAAGCUGUUGCAGCUUUAGUCACAUCGGCGCCAGUUGAUAUUCUCGUUGAAAUAGGGCCACACAGUGCACUUCAAGGCCCGCUCCGACAGAUUUCAAAGAACCAUUCUGGCAGAUUUCCCGAAUACCUGACGGCUAUUGUACGGAACAACGAUAACGCAUCUGAUGUUCUUACCUUGGCUGGAAUGCUGUUUACAAAAGGUCACAAGGUGAACUUAACGCGUGUCAACGAGAGUAAGUGUCCGGUUGAUGAUUGUGGGCAGGUCUGUAAGAUAAUUACCGACCUCCCACACUACCAAUGGCAGUAUUCGGAUGUGUUACUCCUUGAGAAUCGUUACACGCGCGAGUGGCGCCAAAGGCAACAUCCGCGACACGACAUUCUGGGAAGCCGAAUUCCGGGAGGCGUAAAAGACGCACCGACAUGGAGAAAUAUUCUGAGGAACAAAGACCUUCCGUGGCUAACGGAUCAUCGAGUUGGCCAAGAGAUAGUUUUCCCAUCCACAGGCUACCUUGCGAUGGCCAUCGAAGCAGCAACCCAGGCGGUAGAAGUCAAUGGUGGUUUAGAAGAAGAAAUAUCAUCCUACGAAAUUCAGGAUGUCAGUUUGCAAAAGGCAUUGGUGAUCCCCGAAGAGGACGGAGGCAUCGAGAUCCUUUUCACAUUGCGAAAGGCUAGCUUGAAUACCAACAGUGAUUACGAUUCAAGGUUUGAAUUCCUUCUUACUUCGGUAGAUAGUGUGAAUGGAGAAGACAACUUUGUCGAACAUUGUCGGGGUACUGUUCAUGUCAAUUUCAAACCUGAUGUUCCCACGGCGAGUUCAUUGUUGCAGGAGAUAGAUAGUUCAAGACGAGAUUUAAAGGACAUACCAAGCCUCCCUUGGUAUGAAAAAUUUGCCUCCAUCGGGUUGAUUUAUGGUCCAACGUUUCAGGGUCUUUCUUCCAUAAAAGGGGUAGAUCAAAAGAGACUCGCCGGGGCGAAGAUCCCGUUGAAGCCGACAGCAAAACUAAUCGCGGGAGAGUCUCGUUAUGUAAUCCACCCUGCAGCUUUCGAUGCAGCAAUGCAACUCUCUAUUGUAGCUUCACAUUCAAGCACUGCUACCAAAUUCAAGAAGGCGGUUAUGCCUGUCAGCAUCGGCAGCAUCAAAAUUUGGCCAAAAGUAGCCAAGUCCACAAAAGCCUCUGCACAUUGUGUCGCUAGAGGUGCAUUGAAAGGGGUACGAGGGUUGGUGGCGGAUUUGAUACUGCUUGGCGACACACAAAGCAAGAUCCUUGAAGCCAAAGAUAUCCUCCUCAUUGCAUCAGAUCAGAGCUCUUUGAUAUCUAGCAAAAAGGACAGUCCUUAUCUGCGAUUAACUUGGAAACCACUAUUUGAAGAGCUUGAUGAUGAUCUUGUAUCGAGACUUUUCCCACCAAUCACGUUAGAUGACAGUGCAGUGCUGCCAUCUCUAAAUCUUUUAGCGCUGUAUCAACUUAUACAGUUUCGGGAAACACACCAGGAGAUAUUCGCCAAAGGAUCAGAGGUUCCGCAUCUACAACGCAUGCUCGAAUGGACGGUUGAGCAAUUAGAUCGUAUGCGCAAUGAUCCUCUGUCGCCUGCAAACCAGAUCUCCAACCUCACAAAUGAACAGCGGGCAGAGAAAAUUGAGAAAAUUGCAGCAGACCUAAAACCAAAAUCAUCUGAAUGUCGGCUCAUGUGUCAUCUCUACAACAAUCUUUCAGACAUAUACGCAGGCCGAAAGACUGGAAUUCAGGUCGCAUUACAAGACAACUUGCUGAUAGACAACUACGAGAGCGGCCAAGUUUACAAGGAAGGGAAUAAGCGAUUGGCUUCUAUGGCCGCACUAUAUGCCCAUCAACAACCUAACUUGAAGAUCUUGGAAGUUGGAGCAGGCACCGGUAGUGCUACGCGAGAGAUUCUUCCUGCGCUGAAAGGCAAUACAGUAUGGCGACAGUAUGCAGAAUAUCGAUUUACAGAUACGACAACUUCCUUUCUAGCUGGUGCAGAAGAUACUUUCAAAGGCUUUGCUGGAAUGACAUUCGGUGCCUUUGAUAUGGAGAGGCCCGCGAAUGAGCAGGGAUAUCAGCCGGAGUGGGAUCUGAUUGUUGCAUCGAAUGUUAUCCACGCAACCUCAAACAUCAAAAGAACUCUCGAAAACAUUCGCAGCGCAUUGAAGCCAGGGGGAAAGAUUAUUCUGCUUGAGUUGACAAGAUCAAAUUUGAGUGCCGGUUUGGUCCUUGGAACCUUUUCGGAUUUCUGGAAGGGUGAUCUUGAUACAGAGUUCCCGCGACGCAACGGACCAUUCCUAAGCAAGACUAUGUGGCGUGCAGUUUUACCAGAAGCGGGAUUCAAGGGACUUGAUUUCCAUUUGGAUGAUUACGCAGGUGAUCAUAUUUCUGCAACAGUUAUUUGUGCAACUGCUGCCCAGCCGUCUCUUGCACCAAAUCCAGAUUUGCCAUCGUCGCAACCAGGGAUAACAUUGAUUUAUCGCAGCACUCCAUCUGCCUAUACUCUUGCCCUCAAAACCUGCAUUGAACAGAAAGGCAUGCCCGCAGAACUCUUAGAAUUGUCGGAAAGCAAACAACUUCGAUACAAGCGGCUAUUAUUCGUUGUUGAACUCGAAAGGCCUUUGUUCCUGGAAACCAAUGCUUCUGAAUGGAGAGGUCUUCAAAACUAUUUCGAACAGGCUAGUUCCGUCCUAUGGGUGACAAGCGGAAAUCUUCUAGAGGGCAAAAAUCCUGAAUUUGCAAUGAUUUCCGGACUUGCCCGUGGACUCAAGGUUGAAAAUGCCAGUCUUAAUUUAGCCAUGCUUGAUGUUGAUCAUGCACUCGAUCCAACCGAGAGCAAAGACCUUGAUUUGCUCCUGAGCCAUGAGGACAAAAUAUCGAAUAAGGCAGACUUACACAGUGACGUAGAGUUUAGACAAAAGAACGGCAUCGUUUACAUCAGUCGUGUAGUUCCGGAUGAAGCUUUGAACGAAGAAUCAAAGGUCAAAGGGAGUCAGCAAACUUCCACACAAGAGGUUCAGAUUGCAGAUAUGAGAUCCACCCCUCUGAAGUUGGCCAUUGACAAACCUGGAGUCUUGAGCACAAUCCACUUUCAAGAAGAUCCAGACUUCACAGAGUCUCUUGCCGAUGAUUGCGUUGAGAUAGAAGUCGCUUAUGCUGGCAUCAACAACAAAGAUAUAGCUGUUGUUACAGGCCGGCAUCACUCCAAUACUUUUAGUGACGAAUGUGCCGGUGUUAUAACCAAGAUUGGGGCUUCUGUAAAAGAUCUGAAGCCUGGAGAUCGAGUCUAUUGUCAAUCGUUUGCGAAGUUUGGGAACUUUGUUAGAGACAAAGCUUGCUUCUGUAAAAAGCUCCAACCCGAAGAUACAUUCGAAAGUGCAUCGACUUUGCCUAUCGCGUUCUGCACUGCUAUAUACGGGCUCAUCGAUCUCGGAAGAUUGCGAUCGGGCGAAUCUGUACUGAUUCAAUCCGCAACCGGAGCAGUUGGCCUGGCAGCUAUCCAAAUCGCCAGAUUGUGUGGAGCUGAGAUUUAUGCCACUGUCGGAACAAAGGAGAAGAAAGAACAGCUCCUUAAAAUGGGCUACGGGAUCACAGAAGAUCACAUCUUCUGGUCGCGCGAUGCCGAUUCAGCGCAAAGUCUCUGGGAUUACACCAAAGGGAAAGGAAUAGAUGUGAUAUUAUGUAGUGCUCGGGGAGAGAUGAUGCAUGAUUAUUGGCGUUGUAUAGCACCUAUGGGACGGUUUGUUGAGAUUGGGCGAACGGAGGUUUUAGAAAAGGGGAAGCUCAACUUGGAUGUCUUUCAACGAACUGCUACAUUCGCUUCUUUCGAUCUGGAGGUAAUGAGUAGCUUGAGGCCAAAGGUCAUUGGCGACCUAAUGACUAGCUUAGACCAUUUCAAGCGUGUUGGUUUGAUUCGACCCCUACCAUACACAGCGUACCAUGUCUCAGAAAUUGACAAAGCUCUCAUGACUUUUGGCAAAGGUGCCCAUAUUGGGAAGAUUGUUGUCGGGUAUGAACAGAAGAGUAGCAUUGGACUCAAGGUACGAUUGAGUCCUUUCAAAUCGAAAUUUGAUCCAAAUGCAGCUUAUCUGUUAGUUGGCUGUCUGGGAGGUCUGGGCCGUUCGUUCAGCAGAUGGGCUGUCGAUCGAGGUGCUCGAAACCUGAUUUAUCUCUCUCGCAGUGGAAACUCAAACAAGAACACGGAAACUUUUCUCAGCCAGCUUCGACUUCAAGGCGUCAAUACUCAAAUCGUCCAGGGUGAUGUUGCAUCGUUAGCGGAUGUCAAAUCGGCAGUCAGCAGUACUGAUCUACCAAUCAAGGGUGUCAUACAAGGAGCUUUAACACUUCAUGACGGACUUUUCAGUUCCAUGACCCUUGAUCAAUUCGAGUCCACAGUACGCCCUCGAGUAAUUGGCACACUGAAUCUUCACGAGGCCCUGAAAGAUUCGCCGUUGGACUUCUUUCAGAUGUGGAGUUCAUGGACAGUGAUGUUUGGCACAGCAACACAGAGCAACUACCUCUCUUCCAAUGCUUUCAUGGAUGCAUUUGCCCGUUACAGACAAAGCCUGGGAUUGCCUGCUACUUCCUUAUCGCUUAGCCAAGUUCUUGGGAUCGGAAUCGUCAGUUAUAUGCCCGAAUACCAGCAAGCUAUGAUACGCAACGGCUUUUAUGGUAACGACGAGGAUGAAUUCUUGCAAUAUUGCGAUGCUGGAAUCGGUCCUGCUUCGCAAACAACAGCGUACGAAUUUGAUCCCCUAGCUCAAGGGCAUCUUCUUGUGGGAAUUGAACCUGCAGGGCUACAAGAGAUCAAUGAAAAGUAUCCCAUCGACGACAUGCCUUGGUCACUUGAUCCACGAUUUCGCAACUUGGUCCAAGCUACGCAUAUGCUUUCGGGUGUUACGACAUUGGGCAAGGAGACUGGAGAUCCAUCGGAAGGUUUGAGUAUCGUUGAACGCAUCCGACACAAGAUUUCGAGGCUUCUAUACGUGGAUCUCGAUGAAGUCGACACUGAGACACCAAUUAAUAAAUAUGGAAUCGAUAGUAUGAUAGCGGCCGAGAUUCGAAAUUGGCUGUUCACGAAGUUUGGCAAGGAUGUUUCUCUCUUGACGAUGCUUGGAGCAACGACAACGGUGACAACGCUGGCAGAAGUUGUCUCCAAACGAUAGAAGCAUGAGAGAUGGAUGGAUCAAGAGGAUGUUGUGAAUAGAAAUAGGAUUGGGUUCAUUUUAUGUGGAACAAUCAAUGUGAGACUGGAAUGUGAAAUGAAUGUGAGUUGAGUUGAGUAAAUGCAUCCGUAUACGUACCUAGUACCUGCAAGAAGAGAUCGAAAGCAAACCAAGCCAGUCCAAUCAAUCUCUGAUGUAUUGAUGGUCAUGUGAUAUCCAGACUCGAACCUCGGCCUCUCGAGUGCCUCCUUUAUCAGGCAACAAUGACCUAUUCGCAGGUGAAUGCCUGAUUCUCAAAAA